AUGGGAUCCAACACUUCAAAACCAGAGACCAAAGUCUUUACACCAACAACACCAGUUGAUUUCAGUUCAACUUUCUUGUCACAAUUGGAACAAUCUCCAGAGUCAGAUUAUUCACGAGCUCAAUAUACUGAGAAGUAUAUUCAAGAUAGAGUAGCUGAAGAAUUACAAAAAUUGGAAACGCAAACCAUCAAACAGUUUAAACAAACCACCAAUGAUGCAAUUAACAAAGACAGUAAUAGUAGUAAAUCCAAACUUUCAGUAAUUGAAUCAAAUGCCAAGAUUGCUAAACUAACUAAAUUAUUGCAAGAUAAUGCCAAAUUAGAACAAGUUAAUAUAACUCCUGAAUUGAAAGAUUCAAGAGACAAAGUAAUUGCAUGUUUGAAAGAUAAUCAAGGUAAGAGUCUCAAUUGUUGGGAUGAAGUUGAAACUUUUAAAACAUUGGUAAGAAACUUAUAG
Messenger RNA from Lodderomyces orthopsilosis Co 90-125, 456 nucleotides. RefSeq lists its product as uncharacterized. NCBI's taxonomy places the organism in Eukaryota, Fungi, Ascomycota, Pichiomycetes, Serinales, Debaryomycetaceae. The transcript has 2 exons. The record is from RefSeq and is a predicted model, not a curated record. Bases 1 to 456 code for a protein of 151 amino acids.